This is a messenger RNA of Trichogramma pretiosum, 693 nucleotides long. Its product is annotated as 60S ribosomal protein L32-like. The coding region runs from base 107 to 511 and encodes 134 amino acids. The record is from RefSeq and is a predicted model, not a curated record. Gene Ontology annotation, cellular component: cytosolic large ribosomal subunit; ribosome. Gene Ontology annotation, biological process: translation. NCBI's taxonomy places the organism in Eukaryota, Metazoa, Arthropoda, Insecta, Hymenoptera, Trichogrammatidae. The transcript has 4 exons. Gene Ontology annotation, molecular function: structural constituent of ribosome.
GCUGGGAUCGACCGAUUCCAACCGCGCGGCGCGCAGCGAUCCACCACGUGCGUCUACUGCAACCGCAACUGCUCUCUCAGCAGUCUCGACUCAACGUACGUAAACCAUGUCGAUCCGACCAGUAUACCGCCCGACGAUUGUCAAGAAGAGGACAAAGAAGUUUACUAGACAUCAAUCUGACCGAUAUGACAAACUUAAGAGAAACUGGAGGAAACCCAAGGGUAUUGAUAACAGAGUUCGCAGGCGUUUUAAGGGCCAGUACCUAAUGCCCAACAUUGGUUAUGGAUCUAACAAAAAAACUCGUCAUAUGCUUCCCACCGGCUUCAGAAAGAUGCUCGUUCACAACGUGAAAGAAUUGGAAGUGCUGAUGAUGCAGAAUCGCAAGUAUUGCGCUGAAAUCGCCCACGCUGUCAGCAGCAAGAAGCGCAAGGCAAUUGUUGAAAGAGCUCAACAACUCUCCAUCCGCGUUACUAAUGCCAAUGCACGUCUUCGCUCUGAAGAGAAUGAAUAAUUUUACAUUUGAAUUAUUCAAUAUCGUGUAAAUAUGAAGAUCAUAUAUUCCAAUCAAUCAUGUGUUAUUAUUUGUAUUAAAUACAUAUUUAUAGCACUUGUUGAUUCGUAGAAGUAAUACAUUCAUUGCAAUGUACUUACUUCUAGGCAAAACGUAAGCAAAAUAAAAAAACUUUAUAAAAA